Molecule: messenger RNA, 1684 nt
Organism: Canariomyces notabilis
Lineage: Eukaryota; Fungi; Ascomycota; Sordariomycetes; Sordariales; Chaetomiaceae
Product: FAD/NAD(P)-binding domain-containing protein
Exons: 3
Coding region: 407-1684 (425 amino acids)
Molecular function (GO): FAD binding
Source: RefSeq, a predicted model, not a curated record
CUUACAUCGUCGACACCUCGACCCGCCUUCCUCACAUCCCAAGCAAGCCUGAGCAUGUAAUGAAAGCUCGAGCAAUCAAGUGUAGCAUAUUAUUAGGGAUUACUAAGACCCCUGUCGUAAGUUUCAUGCAAAUAAAAAGGGAAUAGGUAGGUCCUGCUUGUCGCUGAGCGAGUGAUCGCAGACCGCCUCCCAGACGAGCCACACCACCUUAGGAGGUAUCACGUCUCCAUCCUUCGAUUCCUUCCCGAAUCCUGCUCAGGUGACGUGGGCGCGACGACCAUUCCAAUGUCCGAUUUCUAGGUAUAGAGGAUUUCUUGUGCUACCACCACCAUUUGUUGUAAAACAACGACUACCUGCUUCUUAUUCUUGUUCUUGUACUACAUUUAUCCGUCCACCCAAAGCCAAAAUGACCAGCACGCCAAGAUCAGUCAUCAUUGUCGGCGGCUCGCUCGCGGGCCUCAUGCACGGCGUGUACUUCAAAAGGCACGGCAGUGACGUUGUCAUCCUGGAGCAGGACCCGAGCGAGCUGCGUAGCAGCCAUCAGGCGGGCAUCGCAUUCGGGCCCGCCGUCGAGGAGUUUCUGCGCAAGUACGACCAUACGGGCGUACAGAGCCGCUCACCGCCCAUCGCAACCCGUCUUGCCUACCGUAAGCGCAAGGACAUCAAGCGCCUCAGCAUCGUCCGCCACGAGACGAGCUGGGGCCUGCUCUACCGUGUCCUCCGUGCCAAUUUUGAUGGCCUGGCAUCCGAUGCCGUUCCCAACCCGCCUCCCGUCAGGGAUGGUGAUGGCCGGGCCCAGUACCUAGCUGGACGGCGGGUCACCGGCUUGGAGCACAACCGUGGCGACCAGGUUGUAUCGGUCAGGUUCGUCGACCAAGAUGGAAAGGAAGGCAGUCUGACCGCCGAUUUGGUCAUCGGGGCCGAUGGCGGCAAUUCAACCGUCAGGACCCUCCUACAGGCGCCGACCAUCAGAGGAUAUUCGGGCUAUGUCGCUUGGCGGGGUACGGUCCCUGAGAAAGAUGUCUCCCCAGAGACAGCUCGAUACUUUGCGGACUUCUCCACCCUUACUCUCCUUGGUGACACCUACUUUGUCUGCUACCCUAUCCCUCCGGAUACACCCACCUUCAGCCCCGGCACGCGAUUAAUCAACUGGGUGUGGUACUGGAACCUGGCCGAGUCGUCGUCGGAAAUGGCCGACAUCCUGAUGGACACAGCCGGCCGUGUACACGGGACGACCGUGCCGGCGGGGUUGGUGCGCCCGGAGGCGUGGAAGCGGCAGCUCGCUCGGACCGUCUCGCGCGUGACCGCCCCGCUUGCCGAGUUGCUUUCGGCGACGCCGCCGAGCGCCGUCUUCGUCACCAAGGUCAACGACGCGCUCUGCGAGGCGUCCCCCGUGUUUUGCGACGGGAAGGUGCUCCUGGUGGGCGACGCCUUCGCCCACUUCAGGCCACACUUGACCAUGGCCACCGAGCAGGCGGCAUGGCACUGCCUGGGCUUGGAGAAGGUGAGGCAGGGGGAAAUGGAGAUGGAUCAGUGGGCGAAGGAGGCAAGGGUGUAUGCGAAGAGGAUGCACUUGGCGAGUAACCUGGUUGGGGUCUUUGGGGUGGGCAGGUGGUGGGAGUUGCUGAAGACGGUGUGUCAAUAUGUGGUCUUCAUGGUGAGGUUGAACUUGAGGAAGGGGUGA